Molecule: messenger RNA, 771 nt
Organism: Acanthocheilonema viteae
Lineage: Eukaryota; Metazoa; Nematoda; Chromadorea; Rhabditida; Onchocercidae
Source: the annotation of a GenBank genome assembly
AUGUACAAUUAUUCCUGCUCGUAUAUUAUUUUUCGGAAAUCGUUCACACAUCAGUUUAUUAUAUUUGCUAAAUAUCUUGGUGGUAUACCGGUACCUGGUCGUUCGGUACCACCUAUGCGAAUUUUUGAACUUUACGCUAAAUCUUGCACACCAAAUGAUCGAACAUCAGCGAUUACUGAACAACUGAGCAAUUUAUUACGAAGUUUGGAUGCAAACGAUAUUGCAAAUAAUUUAUAUAAUUCAUUAUACAUGGCCGUCGGUGAUAUUAAUGUUACAAAAUUGAUGGGUAAAUGGUUUGUGGUGGUUGAUACACCAAGCAUUCAUCAUGAAUAUUGUCCAAUAUUUUAUUUUGAAUUAUUGGAUAAAACCCCUUAUACGGCAAUAUUUACGGUGCGGCAAUAUUCGCGAAAUACGGAAAAGAUUAAGAUUUUGGAAGGAUAUGGAAGAAAGAUGGGAACAGAUCCAGCAGAAUUACUCAUUAAUAUUGGCCAUCCGGCUGAUCCAUGUCCAUAUUCAAUAGCACGUAGUGGACCAAUUAAUGUUAACGAACAAUAUGAUUAUAUCAUUCUAAUUCAACCACUGAAAUAUCCAAUUAUGGUCCUCGCACGUGAUCCGGUUGAUUUUGAUAACAAAUAUAAAGAAGAGGUCAAAAUUUUCUUGGAAAAUCAACAUUUUUGGCAUUCUGCGUUUUCACUCAAAAAUACUACCCUUUUUCUUAACACAACGGAUUGCUUUCGGACAAAUCAGUAUAAUCUCGGAUUUGAUUCAUAA